This is a messenger RNA of Oncorhynchus keta (chum salmon), 2356 nucleotides long. RefSeq names its product E3 ubiquitin-protein ligase RBBP6-like. Bases 896 to 1270 code for a protein of 124 amino acids. Gene Ontology annotation, molecular function: zinc ion binding; ubiquitin protein ligase activity. The transcript is spliced from 3 exons. Gene Ontology annotation, biological process: mRNA processing; protein ubiquitination; ubiquitin-dependent protein catabolic process. Lineage: Eukaryota; Metazoa; Chordata; Actinopteri; Salmoniformes; Salmonidae. Gene Ontology annotation, cellular component: nucleus. The record is from RefSeq and is a predicted model, not a curated record.
CCGUCGAAAUGGAUUUAAAACAACGCAAAUUAUAGAAUUAGAAAGAGAUAAUUUACCGUCGUUUUGAAUAGGAAACCUAAGCUAACUGGUUAUUAAAAGUGUUUAAUGUCCAGUGGCCGUUUUUCUAACCAGUUAAGUAGUUAGUGUAAAAUAAGGUUAUAUCUGCGGGGAAAUGUUUUUGUUUUGACUGGUAGGUACCGAGGCCGCAGAUCUCCUCCUUCAUCAUCGUAGGUCACACAACGAUCAACAGCGUUUCCUGCAAACUCCGAAAAGGAUCGUUUUUGAAGGACUUUUAUUUUAUUUGGACGUUUGAUUACACCCCCCCCCCUCCUCCUCCCCCAGACGGAUUGAAGAAGAUUUAUUUUUAUUUUUUAGGACUUUGCGCCGUUUUUUUUUACGGCGGAAGAGCGACGCUUUUCCGGGCCUCGUUAUGGACUCCUAACCGCGACCCCGGUGCCGCGCUGCUUUCCGCAGCUACAAGGCCCGUUGUUUCCGCGAGAGAAGAGAGACUCUUACUGACUGUAUUAAUAACCGGGGGAAGAAAAAAAAACCCGUAAUGGACACUUGUGGAACUGUACUUUUUCUUGUUGUUUUACCGGACACUUAAUUAACGAACUGACCGGGUUAUUAAGUCCGGGUCUGUCACUACCUAGUAGUUUGGUGUCUUUGACGCAAACAACUACAAGGACUAUCUGUGAAUACUUCCUCUUAGUUCAUUGCCUGGUUUCCCUUCGAUAAUUAUCUUAUUAUAGAAUAAUCUGGUAGCUUCCCACCUCCACCUUCAGUCUCAGAUCAUAUCUACUACUGGUUAUUUGUUAUUUCUUUAACUAACGUGUUGUUUUCCCCCCCUUUCCUUUGUCUUUUGAGUUUUGAAUUUAAGUGAUUAGUUGUGAGAAUGUCGUGUGUUCAUUAUAAAUUCUCGUCCAAACUGGACUACAACACCGUGACCUUUGACGGGCUGCACAUCACCCUGGCCGAGCUGAAACGGCAGAUUAUGGGCAGAGAGCGCCUCAAAGCCACCGACUGCGACCUGCAGAUCACCAACGCACAGACCCGUGAAGAGUACACUGAUGAAGAGGUUCACAUCCCCAAACACUCAUCAGUGAUCGUCAGACGCACCCCCAUCGGAGGGGUCAAACCAGCGGGCAGAACGUUCAUUGUUGACCGUUCUGACAUGGCUGCUGGAUCCUCCAGACCCGUAUGUAACAAAGCCCUCUCAUUUUCCUUACUAUCUCUGUCCUCUGUUUAUAAACUCUGCUCUGGUGGUUAAAGAUACUGUGUAAACUCUGUUCUGAUUGGUCAAUAGUUAACUCUUGAGUUGUCAUGGUGAUUAAUAUUCUGUUCUGAUUGGUCACCAGUUAACUCUUUAGUUGUCAUGGUGAUUAAUAUUCUGUUCUGAUUGGUCACCAGUUAACUCUUUAGUUGUCAUGGUGAUUAAUAUUCUGUUUUGAUUGGUUCCCAACUGCUUGUUCUCUUUUGUUGUUGUAACUCACUGUGUUUUUUAUUUUUAAUGUUGUUCAAUGUGUUGAUGGAUCUGAACUAUAUUGUGACUGUAUUUUCAUAUUGAAACAACGGUUAGCGUGGUGUUGUUAGCCUGCCACUGUUACAGAGUCCCCGUCCCCCCCACCACCACCACAUCCCCUUGUGUGUGAGACGAUGCUUCAUGAUCCUACAGGCGGGUUGUUACUACGCUGCUCUACUUCAAAUCAAUGGGAGCUUUUUCUUUCACGUGGUUUUUUUAUAGCAAUGAGUUUGUGACGUAUUGACUGUAAGACUAAUGCAUACGUUUUGUAUGGAUACCUGUGUGUGACUGUGUGUGUGGGGUGGGGGGGGUAAAUCAUUUGGUUCCUGUUCAACAGUGUUCUUAACCUGAAGUUAAUUGCUGAUAUUUGGCUGUGCUAAUGUUGUUCUCUCAUCAUAUUCUGACAUUUUUAAUAUGGACUGGACAUAGUUGAUCCUUUUGUUCUCUCAAAGUUUUUUAUUUUAUUGAUUUUUUUUAUUUUUUUUUACUACAAACUACUUAGAAAUUAAAUGCAUUUUGUCUACUUUGCAAUAUUUUCUUUUUAACUUAAAGCUAAACUGUAAACUAGGUGUUAAGUACUUACUAUGAUGACCACUGAAUUCACGAUCAUGUUUGGUACAGAGUUCCAAAAAGCGGUGCCAUGAUGAUAGCAUUAUGACAUCACAGAGACUAUUAAUUACAUCACUGAAAUGAUCUAUUAUGACAUCACAGGGUUCUGACUGUGUGGCAUGGUAGGUUCCCGUGGCGACAGGGUUGUGUUUGGUUGCUGCUGUACGCUGCCAAGAACUGUCAAUAAAGAGGUUAUGUGUUCUGUUGUGAGCACGUGCACCACCA